This is a messenger RNA of Porites lobata, 8551 nucleotides long. The record is from the annotation of a GenBank genome assembly. Lineage: Eukaryota; Metazoa; Cnidaria; Anthozoa; Scleractinia; Poritidae.
AGAUCUUGCUUCGCGUUUUUUGUUCUUAAAAUCGUCUGACUGGCUGAAGCAGCCUUGAAAGGACCUGAAGUGGGAAAACUGUGACGCAAUCAACAACAACACGGAUGUAUUAAGCUUAUAGUCAGUUCAUGUUAUACGUUGACUAAUUGAAAUUACAGGUAGGAACAAAAAUAGCUAUACUCUGAGUUGCUAACAUGUGAGAAAUCGUUGUUGCGUACCCACCAGAAAUGAAACUAGGGUUUGUGUGGACAUUUUAGUGAUCGUCAUCUAGGGGUAAUAGCGCGCUAACAGCGAGGUUUAGUUUCGGCGGUUGUUCUAACAGCAGAGCUAAUAAAACUCGCUGGAAUCGCGCUGAAACGGGCAGACAUGCUGCCGGGACACACCAUAACUAAGACAGGAAGAAAGGUAAGAAGUUCUACUCCUCGUUCUAAUGUAUUUUUAUAGCAAUUUUUGACCCCCUACUGAACGAUCAUUAAAACCCCCACACAAAUCCUCAGAGCCCUUAUAACAUUUCUAGUAGCUUUUUCUAGUCAUGAUUCUCGCUAGUGGUGCUAGGGAACUUGUGCUGGUUUGUAAUUCUUUUCGCAAGGGACUUAUUGAGGAGACGACCAUUUGUUCACUAACAAGAAUACAGACGUUUCUACCCAUCUUUCUUUAAGAUUAAUCAAGGUGGUGACUGUCGGGAGAGAAUUUAUUUAAUGAUACUUUCAUUUCCAGUCAUUGAUUCCUAUUUGCGGUUCAUCACGACGUAAACGAUAGACACUUUAAAAAUCGGUAUGAGUAUAUCUGAGUACGAUCUAUUGCCAUACCCGACCCAAAAAUGGCGGACCCUAUGUUUGCCUUUAAAACUGGCCAUAGAUUAGAACAAUUGAGCUUUAAGUUGCCGAGAUAGCUCAGUUGGGAGAGCGUCAGACUGAAGAUCUGAAGGUCCCUGGUUCAAAUCCGGAGAGCUCGCAUGGGCUCUGAAUAAUCCCGGGUCUCGGCAAUCAUUUUUUAAUUUAUUUUUACCCUUUUAUUGGCGGAUUUUUUGCCUGGCGGGUUAUCUAGCUAAAAAUAUUUACUAGCAGUAUAUGUUCAGCCGACAGUCAAAUUUCUCAGAGAUCUGCUAUUCAUUACUGACACCAGGCCUUUACUGAUGGAUAAAACUCGGCGAAAAGUCAAAAUUAUAAAGAAAAAGUUGUCAACCGGUAAUAAUCAACUCCCAUUAUUACGGACUACACUGAAUUCGGUUCAUCGGCGCAGUUCCAUCAUGUUUCAAACUGAUUUCUACAUUGUUUACGAUUACAAGCAAAACCAUACAUUUCCCUUUUUAAUACGCACAUCCUCGGUCGGACAUUAGCGGAAAUUCCCACUUUUCAAUUUACCAGUAGGACAUUGUUCGCUUGCGGGCUUUUUUGGCCAUGUUUAUAACUUAAAAAAGAAGUUCGUCGUUGUUAAAACAAUGAGCAAUUGUUCCGUUAGCCUUUCUUAAUAUAGGGCAUUUACCUCACGUGACUAAUAUUAAUGUCAAUUCAAAUUCUUCAAACGAAAAUAGGGAACAGGAAAUCAGAUGGUAAAACUUAACAAAAAUUGCCAUUUAGUUUAUUGCAAACUUCUCCAUAUUUGCAGAAAAAGACAACUUAAGUUAUAUAUACUUGAUGUAAAGCAGAUAAAGCAGAAUUCUUUAGAAUAUCCUCCUAAACCUUCACAUUCCUUUAUGGCUAAUUUAAAAUUGCUCCCUAUAACCACAUGUCAUGAGGCCUGUCUUGUCGGCUUCUGUUUAGCAAACCCAGAAAUAAAUUACAUAUUUUAAUCAACUUCCAAGCCCCCAUCCCCCAGAAGGGAGGGAGAUUAUCGUGACAUUCCACCCAAUAAAGGAUAAAAAAAUCCAGUAAGGACACUGUAAUCUCAAAAACCAUACCAUAUGCCGCAUAUGAAUGUACCCCCGGGCUAAACCCUGAGUAAAACUACUAAUUAGCUAGUUGACGUGACAAUUACGACCAUCGUGCUUCCCGUUCCAGGACCUCAUUCAAAUCAUUACGUCCGUGAGAAUAAAGGAGACCUAGGGAUUAGUUUGCUGGAAAGAGUGUUGUUUGUUCGAGUGGAUUCAGUCCAAAUCAAGUAACUCUGGGCGCAAUACGAGGUGAGUUGAAACUUGGGCUUUUCCUUAUAUUUUAUUUUCUUUUUAUCCUGCACAGACAGCAAAAAUACAAUUUCAAACAUUAUUUAGCAAAGGUUUGAAAAUGUACCAUGCAUAGUGGGAAAAUCUAAAAGUAAUUUUGAAUAGGCACAUAAAAUCAACUGGCAGCGUAGUAUAGGCGUAACAAGGUUUUCAAUUAAAAGCAAUUCAAGAGAACUUAUAAGCUCUUGUUAAAAGCUAUUAGAUGAAGAGUAAGCAGCGAAACGUUGACACGUUCUCUCGAGAAAAAAAAUUCUUUUCAACAGACAAAAAUACGCGCGUGCCUGAAAUGUUUAGAAUGUAAUAGGUGAAAUGAAAAUUCAUAGUAUCGGUUUUACGGAUCUCUAAGCGUAUUUUAAUUUCAUCAUAUUCUUCGGUCCCAUAUAUUUCGAGUUGGAUAUUUCGGGCAAAUGCAGAAAACAGAUCAGAAAAAAAAAAGCUCUUGUUGCGGCGAACUUAUCGUGAUAAAGCUCAUGUUGUAUAAACCGCGAAAUUUAAUUUUUGCCUCCCCCCUCUUCGCCGCCAAAAAAAAAAUGAUCUUGAAUUCCCGGUGCAUAUUUUCAUAAAACAAAAGAAAUUUUUCGCCGACUAGGUACCGUGACGUUGGUGUUACUUCCUUAGGGUUUAGAGAAAAAUAUUUUUUCUUCCUAAGUGGUUCUCGUCAACAGACAAUCCAACCGAAUAUUCCAUCUCUCUCCCUGAACAUUUAAAAAAUUUAAAGCCGGAACUUAAAGCUGCAUUAAUAAAGGAAAAAAAAGGUUUACAUUUUCAUUUUUCAUUACUUUUUCACAACAGAUAAAGUGAAGUUUAGGAUCAACUUUUGAAGGGCUCUAGCAUCUUUGCUAGUAUUAUAUUCGAAUAAGUAUCAUAUGAAAACAGGUAAUAAAUCACCAUCUUUGGGUCGUGAAACAAAUAACCGUGUGCGAAAAAAUAAUGUGCUCGCGGACCAAAGUUCGAGAUAAUCUGCCAAAGGAAUGCAAAAAUGACAAACAAUGCAACCCACAGUUCUGUCGAGGAUCAAGGAGUAUUUUGACAUGGGAGACUUCUUGUCAUUAUUAAACACUUUGUGAAAGUCUGCUCACCAAUUAAAGUUGAUGGUACUUAAUAUUUUAGCUGGAUUUCAUAUAAUGAUUUCAGAUUUCCUUCACCUUUUUGUUAAUCCUUUUUAUCAUUUAUUAGAACACAAUUAAAAAUUAAGGUCACUCAAUGAACUAGCUCAAUUUUAGAUUUUAUUCAAAUGGUUGAGAAAGCUUAAUUUUUGACCAGCAGUGAUCAACUAUUCAGUGAAUGGGCGGAGUCAUUUGACAGCCCAAGCUGAAAAGGUCAAUUAUUUUUCUCUUCUCCUCAUUUGCACCAUAUAACCUUGAAAGUUGUCACGGCUUUGAAACUGAGAAUCUCCUUCAACCAAGAGGUGAUUAUUAAGACAUGUAGAGUAGCCUCUUGAUUUUAGUUACUUGUAUUUCAAUGGCCUCUUAAUGAACUUUGGGCCUCUCAAUGACACGGCUCAAAGGAAAACUCGGUCUUUAACCUUGACUUCGUAAGUUUGAUUGUUGAAGGCAACCCACUGAUGAAAAAGUACGCUGGCCUAUAGCACUGCAGUGACAAGCUUCUGAAGAACAUUUAAAUUUUUGCUUCCAUUUCUUGUAAGGUGAAACAGAACAUUGCAAAAUAAGGACGACGAAAAAGUGCUUUAUCACCCACGGUUUCUUUUACAUUGUAUUUGCAUCACAUGCAAAAUCAAUCUUUAAUACUGAAACUUCAAAAUCACCUGGACUUGUAAUGAUAUCGACUUCAAUUCAUGCAGAAUUUGGUUCGAUCAUAAACAAUUACUAAGGGCGUCAACUAACACUUUAAUUUUUAUGAAAUAAAUAUCUACAGAUAUUUUGUCACAACCCAACUGCAUUGGUUUGAUUCGUUAAUUAUCUAGAUGUCGUGUAAUAAUUUUGUGCUCCAUUAAAUAUACAUAUGUGUUAUAUAAGAAACAUAAAGUACCAAUGGAAACGUGUGAAGAGGAAAUGAUUCUUCUGAUGAUGCUCACCGCAACUUGGAUGUGGAUUUGAAAAAAAAUUCAGCGACAAAAUGAAAAAAACUGAUUCAUAAUCUGAUAUUUAAGAAAGCUCAAGUCUUACUACAGUACAAAAAGGUAGGAGACACGCGAAAAAAGCAGUAACUGGAUUCGGGUUAUCAAUGGGAGUUUCAUAAAAAAUAUCGUUAACACUUCCAUCAGCUGGCGAGACGGUAGUUGAUCAAUUUGUCAUCGAUUUUUCACGAUAUUGCUUUGCCGGAGGGGUAAAUACUGUGAUAAUGGCUUUCUGAAUUUAGCAGAUAACCCCAGCCAAAAUAACCAAAUGUGGGCAAAUAGGAAGUAAUUAAAUCGAGUAAUAGUUACAUAUGUAACCUGUCAAAGUCCUUGACAUUAAAGAAACCCAGUGCUUUUGCAUCAAGCAAAGCUGCUUGGUGAAACAAUAUCUAUUACUGAGUAAUUAUACGAAUCAUGAUGAUAUUGUGAAAUUUAUUGUUGCAGGACUCGAGGCAAGUAAGAUCACUUUGUCAAUUGUUGACACGAAUUAAGUUAAGAUAUUAUUUUGACAACGAAACAUUAAAGUUGUAUUGAGUAUCAUGCCUUCUACUUGUUUAAGUUCGUGUUGGUCAAAAUAUAUUGCCCACAACUCAGUUCAACUCUACUUUCUCUGAACUGAAGGUCAAAGGGCCUAGUGCUUAAAAGUACAGGGCGAAAGGUAAGUCUUGUAAAAAACAGCAAAAAGUAAAAAUCAUGUUUCGCAACAGGUACCAUACAGAAAAGCAAAAGCCAUCGAGAAAAAAAUGCUGCUUCCGAUUCAUUAAUAAUAGCUGGGAUUAGGAUGAUUCUGGGAGAUCUGUCGGUUCUUAGUGCUACAACAUCGGAUGCACAGUCGAACUCCGCUUUACAGACACGCACUUAAUACGGACACCUUGUUAUUACGGACAGUUGUCUUUGUCCCUGGAGCGAGCCCUUACAUUUUCUCUAAACUUAACCCGGACACCCGUUAAUGCGGACAACGGACACCUGUUUCUUGCCCAGUCAACAGAACUGAUCUCAUAGAAAGUCAAUCUCCCUAAUGCAGACACCUAUCAACUGUUUGCUGUAAUCUCAGUAGACGUCACUUUCAGACUAUUUUGGCAUCAAUCGAGUUAUGCAGGGGACGGUUAUGUUUAAUGCACCCACGUACUGAAUAAAUAGAUGAACGAUUUUCAGUGUUUCCGUGUAUUGAGUUCGGGGUAUGACGACUUUUUGACGCUGCGUAUGUCCUCAUUAAUUUCUUUAGUAUUUUACUCCAAUGAAAGGUGUCUUUUUGACUUCAAUAACAUGACCCGGUUAAUACGGGCACCCCGUUAAUAUGGAGACUUUCUGUGGCCCUUUCAGGGUCCGUAUUAACGGGUUUUGACUGUACCUUCAAGAACAAGAGAACUGUCCAUUAUAAAGAAUUAAGUCCGUAUUAUGGACCGGCAACCCCGCACGAGAAGACUCGACUGGACUCGACAGCACAAGGUUUCAAAAACAUUAGAAUAGUGAACUGAAAGUUUUCCUGAUGUUCACGCCUGAAUAUGCGAGAGAGAGCAGCUUUCGUCUUACACAACCGCUUGUCAGUUCUUUCGCAACUUUGAUGCUUUCACACUGAGGGACUAACCUAUACUGAAUUAUACAAUAGGUUGAUCUUUCUAUUUAAAAAAAGCCUGAGGUGAUAACCAAAUCUUCUCAGUCAUAUUUAUAGUCACUUAAGGCGCAAUCAAGGACGUCGGCCAAUAACAAACUGUAUUCACCCAGUUGGCUGACUGAUCUCCACGUCGACAGGACAAUUUAUCUCGCGUCUGGACUACCGGAUGAUUAAGGACAGGACGCCAUUACAGUUGGAAGGAAAUAUCCUUAUCACCGGUCUAACUAAAAAGCAAUACUUCGCGCGGGCCGUUUUUUUCUUUUGUCAACGGUGCUACCUCACAUUUGAACCUGAAAUGACGACCCAGAGUACGAACAUUUGAUCCCAAGAAGAAUUUUUCCGAGUUCUCCCCUUCAUUUGGCGUGUCGAGUCAUACGGUAUUGAAUCAGUUCAGUCAAGAGAGGAUAAAACUUUAUCCUCUCUUGGGAGACAACUUUUAUCACAUUUGCUAUCGGUCUCGUUCUAAUGUUUCCACCCGUGGGUUUGCAAUCGCAAAUCUAAGGAAAGCGUUUUCCGUAAUUAUAGGUUUUAUAACGAGUUUACUUUUAACGACUUUCGCUUUCUCUGAUUAGCAAACGUUUAAAUAAGGAACUCUACUGGUAGAACCUUCAUUGGACUCACAGUCGGAAAGAACCAAAAAAAAUUUUAAGGCCAAGGAAAAAGCUGAAGGAAGCCAACAGAGAGUAGGUUCUAUUUUUAGCAGUUUUUAUAGCAGCAACUAUUCCUUAAAAGGUACCUUGCAUGCAAUGUAUAGAAAGACCCUUUCCAUUCUCAAUUCUGAACGUUUCAUUUCAACGAAAAAUUCGCCAUGCCUAAAAUUUUUCGCAUUUAAAUUAGGAACCUGACUGGUACUAAAUAUUAAGAGCCAAACUGUACGUUUCUCAGAAAAGAAAGCGUUUUUCUGUUUUGGGUGACAGAAAUGGCAUGUCAUAACGACGAAAGGCAACCAAUCCAGUCUUGGGGACCAUUGUCCAAAUCUCUUCACAUAUAUAGCACGGUUAUGUCAAGUUACUGCUUGAAGACUUUUCCCCAGAAACGGCCACAAAAGAUAGGAUAAUGAGCUAUUAACUGCUCAUAGCAAGAUAAUGAAUGAUGUACUAUUUGUGGCCUAAUGUGCCGCAUGGAUCAGAGAGGAUGGGUGAAUGUGCAGGUACAGUAGAACAUCGAUAACUCGAACUUGGAUAACCCGAAUUCCCCGUUAACUCGAACUAGAUUUCCUUUCCCUUUCACUGAAAUUUACCCCGAUAACUCGAAUUCCCCACUAACUCGAACUGUUUUUCGUUUUCCUUCAGAGUUCGAGUUAUCGCGAUUCUACUGUAUUUAUAAGAAAACCGCUCUUACACAGUAUUUUUUUGUUCCUUUUCUUUGCAAGGAAAAGAAUGAAUCCCAAGACAGUCGUUUGCAUCGUUUUAAUGAUAGCCCUGACGUCUGCUGUCUGUUCAGCCAGGCGAAGUUCCAAUAAAGCUCUGCCCUUCCGACAGCUUCUCCGUGAAUUGUCUAAAAACGAGGACAGCAGAAUACCUGAGGAGGUAUUAAGAUAACAUGGUCUGAUGUGCGCGGCUAAAAAAAACAUGAUCUCAUAGGAAUUAAAGAGACGCCAAGGGUCCAGAAAAUUUCUUCUGCACCCUUUCAGUAGAACCAGAAGCCCAUAUUAUAGGUUCCUUUAGAACACCAAAAAGGCACGUCCAAACAGAAAGAACAAUGGAAGGAUAAGUUUCAGUCUGAGAUAAAGGGCGCUGUCGUCCGGUUUGAAUUUUCGGCAACUUCCAGUGGCGAAUGAAACAGCAUUUUCCAAAAUUUUCAAAAAGAGGAAACCUCGCGAGUUACACCCAAAUUUUCGGUAACUUUUUCCCAGAAGUUUUCUUUCCUUCAACGUUGCUCCCGGAACUUCUAGAAUUUUCGGUUAAAUGGUUCGCAUUUCGGAAAUUCAACAGUUUCCGGAAUUUCCGGAAACUUUUCCGCGAAAUUUCUGUAUCAUUUGCCGCAAUUUCCAAAUUUUGGAAAGUUUUAAUGGAAAACGCCCAAAAUUUGAACCAUAACACUUUGCAAAGCUCGGACUCUCCUUUCAUAUUAAGCUGAGAAAACAGCCGACGUUUAUCACGUCACCAGGAGAAAAGAAAGGACAUAGCUACUGGGAAAGAGGUUUAGAAAUGCCAUAUAAAUUAUCAUAAAAUUAUAACAACCAUAGCUUUGAUUUGUUUUAUGAAUUAUCAGUUAUUGGGGAAGCCAAUCAAUCGCUCCAGUAUCCUGACAACUCGCGGGAAGUAGUUCCUAGGGCGGUUUCAAAAACUCGGCUUCCCUUCGCUUUUUUUUUCUUAACUUACUUCCUAUGGGUGUUUGGAAAAAAAACGGAACAAUCCGCGAGUCUGUAAUUUUACGUAAAUAUUUUUCUUUUUUGUUUCAUGUUUCUCUAGACUCCUUUUAUGAAGUCCAAAAGAGACGUCUGCGAUUAUAUUGAUCAUUCCUGCACAGAUACUACGGUUAGAGAUGCCUGUACUAAUCCCGCUAACACAUGCGAAGGCAUCGAAGUCGAGUGCUAUCCUGACCAAGAUGGCGACUGUGUGUUGUCUAGUUCCAACUCAUACAGGCGAUAAAUGAGAAACAUAACUGAAGGAAGAAAGAACUAAGAAGUAUUAAUUAUCCUCAUUAUAAAUAAAGUUGAAUUUAGUUUCAAUGUCAGACAGUGUAAUAAACGAAC